Molecule: messenger RNA, 708 nt
Organism: Ostertagia ostertagi
Lineage: Eukaryota; Metazoa; Nematoda; Chromadorea; Rhabditida; Trichostrongylidae
Source: the annotation of a GenBank genome assembly
AUGCCACGGAACCCUUGCCAUGGACAACCAAUAGUUGUGGUGGAUCCCUCAGCACUGAACCCGCCAGUGGACCCACCACCAGCAGAGAUCGUGUGCGUAUUCAUUGCAUCAGCGACAGCAUGCGAUGAUAACUACUCAGGAGCCGCAUGCGCUGCAUUGUUUGGUACUGCAGUUGUUGCGGGAGGAACAACGGACAGAGACGCGUUGUGUUUGACGGACGCUGAUGUAAAAGAAAUUGCUAUCUCGAGCUGUCCGAAACACUGCGGCUUCUGUUGUAUGACACCUGAGUACCAAUGCUCAAACGUGGACUUCCCAAGAGUGAGGUGCUCGACUAUAACUCCGGCUCAGUGCAGAGAUCCAACAUGGAGAACGAUCAUUGCCGAAGACUGUCCGAAUGUUUGCGGUUUCUGCCUCGAAGGUGGAUGCGUCGAUGCAGUGAUCGAAUGCGAGAACGAUCCCUCAAUCUGCAGAAAUGUCGACAUGCAGAACUUCGUUAGGACGAAUUGCAUGAGAACUUGUGGCUACUGUUCAUCAUCAUCGACUGUUGCGGGAAGCGUCACCACAGUUGCGAGCGGAACUGGCUGCAGCACUGCUGUUGAUGCCCAUCCUUCAUGCGCCAACUGGGUAAGGAAUGGAUUCUGCAACAGUGCCUUCUACACUGCCGCAGAUAAAAGGACGCACUGUGCUAGAUCCUGCAAUCUCUGCUAA